Messenger RNA from Psammomys obesus (fat sand rat), 2653 nucleotides. RefSeq names its product progesterone receptor membrane component 2 (gene Pgrmc2). The record is from RefSeq and is a predicted model, not a curated record. Gene Ontology annotation, cellular component: endomembrane system; membrane. The coding region runs from base 22 to 684 and encodes 220 amino acids. The transcript is spliced from 3 exons. Lineage: Eukaryota; Metazoa; Chordata; Mammalia; Rodentia; Muridae.
GGAAGGCGCUGGCGGGCAGUGAUGGCGGCGGGUGAUGGGGACGUAAAGCUAGGCACCCUGGGGAGCGACGGGGAGCGUGGCGGCGACGGCGGCGACGGGAGUCCGGGCGGCGCGGGAGCGACGGCGGCGGGGAGCAGUUGGGUGGCGGCGCUGCUGACGACGGGCUGGGAGAUGCUGCUGAACGUGGCGCUGGUGGCGCUGGUGCUGCUGGGGGCCUACCGGCUGUGGGUGCGCUGGGGGCGACGGGGUCUGGGCUCGGGGCCCGGGGCGGGCGAGGAGAGCCCGGCCGCCUCGCUGCCGCGCAUGAAGAAGCGGGACUUCAGCCUGGAGCAGCUGCGCCAGUACGACGGGGCGCGCACGCCGCGCAUCCUGCUCGCGGUCAAUGGGAAAGUCUUCGACGUGACCAAAGGCAGCAAGUUCUACGGCCCCGCGGGCCCAUAUGGGAUCUUUGCUGGCAGGGACGCCUCCAGGGGGCUGGCAACGUUCUGCCUGGAUAAGGAUGCACUUAGAGAUGAGUAUGACGACCUCUCAGAUUUGAACGCAGUGCAAAUGGAGAGUGUUCGAGAAUGGGAAAUGCAGUUUAAAGAAAAAUAUGAUUAUGUAGGCAGACUCCUAAAGCCAGGAGAAGAACCCUCAGAGUACACAGAUGAGGAGGACACCAAGGAUCACAGUAAACAGGACUGAACUUUGUGAACAACCAAAGCCAGGGGCCUUCAGAACUGCAACUCUUACUCCUUCCAGAGAAUGUCCAGUCUUUGGGUGUGACGCACCUGCUGUGAGAAACAUUUCACCAGAGUGUACAAGAUAAUGUGCCUCACUCUGAAGACCUGAAUACGAGGCGUUGUUUGUGCUGCCGGAUGAAUUUGUUGCAGUUGUCUGUAAUGUCUAGUGGGCUUCAUCAUCCCGAGAAGGAGACAGGGCCUUCUUAACAGCAAGGAAAUCACCAGGUUGAUUUUACCCCCUUCCUACUCUCUCUUCCCUCCUGCUUCCCUCUUCCUUCUCUCUGCCUUCCUGUUCCCCUCCCCUCCCUGUCUCUCUUUUAAAACAAAACAAAAAAGUAUCAAAGACAACCAGAUAGGUAUUUGCUACUCAAGUGUGCAGCUCUGCAAGCAGCAAGGGAUCCUGUUUCGCAGGCUGCUUCAUUUGUGUUAAGGGAAGAGCCUUGGGCAGGGAAGUGGGGGUUGCACACUCAUUUAAGAAAUUGAGGCUACUGGAACAUGAAAACAUGGAUUCCCAAACUUUUCUUUCGGGGCUUGUCAGGGAAGAGGAAAUCCGUCCUUCUGAGAAAGAUUUGGAAGUUAGAGGGAUUUCCAGUCGAUUGAAGUCAGUAGUUCCCACCUAAGAUAAUUUGAAACCAGUUUUCUUUUUUUCCCUCCCUUCUGCUAGGGCAAAUAAAUAUUAAUUGUGCCUUAUUUCACUUCCAUAAACUUGAAUUACUUUUAGGGAAAGCCCCUCUGUGAAUUCAGAAGUCACUACAAGCCGCAUUGAGACUGAGGUUGUCAUUCUGUGUAGAAUGGAAGAGGAGUACUCAGUGUUAACUGCCAUGUGUUACUACACAAUAGCUAACAUUGUGAUGGCCAAAUGCAUCCCCUAUGCUUUUUCUUUUCCAAGAAAAUUGAAAAUCAACAACUCUUCCCCAACAGCUGCCUAAUUUUAGGAGUCUGACCCUCACAUUUGUCACUGGUGUGGGUGCAUGGGGCUGUGGUAUGAAUGUCUUGUGUGGGUGAGUCUGGAUGUGUGUGAGAGCACCUUGGGAGGGACUCUUUCUGCGAUGCUGUAAAUACGAGUACCGUUUUAAUAAAGCAUGUACAAUAAACCAAAUUAGCUCGAGUUGGACUCUAAAUGCAGAGCCAUGAGCCAGUGUGUCAUAUACUAAUAAGACUGCAUUUGAUUCAGGAUGAGAAGAAAAAAAAAAGGAAAGAAAGAAAAGAAACUCUUGGAAAUGAAAACCGGCCCCUGGUUAGCCAAGUUGUACCCACCCCAUGCUCGUCCAAGGCAGGUCCACUUUGGUAGAUGGUUCAGGUAAGAUGUGAUGUAUUGUAUGCUUAGGCUUUGCUGCCAGUGGGUAGGAGCACCAGCCUUCCAAGCAGGAGCUGACAUAAAAACACAGUAUUGUGCCGAUAGCUAGUAAAUCCCUUGCUUGUUAGCUGAAAAAGUUAUAUUUCAGAGCCUGCUUAGGCCAGAUUUUGGCUUCAUCAUUAUGGAUUCUUGGUCAGAAGCAGGUUGCUCCCACAUAGAAAAGGCUAGAUUUUGGUGACAUUAAAAGACUUGUACCUGAUGGGUGUAAUGCAAGCAGAAGCCAUCAAAAGAUGCAACAGGAAGCAGAGGGUGCAAAAUGCUACACUCUUAGCAUAUUGGAAUAUUCUCUAGGGAAGUGUGGUGAUCACCAAAUCCUGGCUGAAGAACUCUUGUGAAGACUAAGGCGAGUUGGUAAAUGCUUUCUUUUUUAUGUAAAAUAUUUUCUAAAAAUAAAUUGUUAAAGUAUAUAUCUUACUCUGUAGUAAACUGGUAUAUCUGAACAUUGAGCCUGAAGGUUGAUAAUCUGCAUUUGUGAGAAGCCCAGGUAUUGAUGCAGUAAAAACAAUGCAUUUUGUUUUUUAAAAGGAAGUGUUUUUGUGUUUUGGACUUUAAAUAAACUGUAUUCUAUAGAUAA